CUCAUGGAUUCCAUGCAGGGCCUGCGAAGUCCUGAGACAUAAAAGAUUAAUCCAGCCCAUUGGACCCUGUGGUUCCUCACUUGGGAGUGCGUCGGGGCCGUAGGCCGGAUUGGCCUCUCCCGCAAUGAAUCCCCCGGCGGCAGCCUGUUCUCCGCAUUCGAAGUCGCUUGCUCCGCCAGAACGGACAGAUGGGAGCGCUCCAGAGGCUGAUUCAAGGCAAGGUCCUGUUCCUGACCAUCUGUGCGGCUGGCAUUGGUGGGACUUUUCAAUUUGGCUAUAACCUCUCCAUCAUCAAUGCCCCAACCUUGCACAUACAGGAAUUCACCAAUCAGACGUGGCAGGCGCGUACUGGCCAGCCACUGCCUGACCACCUGGUUCUGCUUGUGUGGUCCCUCAUCGUGUCUCUGUACCCCCUGGGGGGCCUCUUUGGAGCGCUGCUUGCAGGGCCCCUGGCCGUCACGCUGGGAAGGAAGAAGUCCCUCCUGGUGAGCAACGUCUUUGUGGUGGCCGCAGCGAUCCUGUUUGGCUUCAGCCACAGAGCGCGCUCCUUUGAGAUGAUCAUGCUGGGACGGUUGCUUGUGGGAGUCAGUGCAGGUGUGAGCAUGAACAUCCAGCCCAUGUACCUGGGGGAGAGUGCACCCAAGGAGUUCCGAGGAGCCGUGGCCAUGACCUCAGCCAUCUUCACUGCCCUGGGGAUUGUGAUGGGUCAAGUGGUCGGAAUUAGGGAGCUCCUGGGUGGCCCACAGGCCUGGCCCCUGCUGCUGGCCAGCUGCCUGGUGCCUGGGGUGCUCCAGCUGGCCUCCCUGCCCCUGCUCCCUGAGAGCCCGCGCUACCUCCUCAUUGACCGUGGGGACACUGAGGCCUGCCUGGCAGCACUGCAGCGGCUGCGGGGCGCCAAGGACUUGGCAUUGGAGCUGGCAGAGCUGGAGGAGGAGCACACUGCCUGCCAGGGCCUGCGAGCACGGCGCCCCUGGGAGCUGUUCCAGGAUCGCACCCUACGAAGGCAGGUGUUGAGCCUCGUAGUCCUGAGCAGUGCCAUGGAGCUCUGCGGGAACGACUCGGUGUACGCCUAUUCUUCUUCUGUGUUCCGGGAGGCAGGAGUCCCCCAGGAGAAGAUCCAGUAUGCCAUCAUCGGGACCGGGUGCUGCGAGCUGCUCACAGCAUUUGUCAGUUGUAUUGUCAUUGAGAGAGUGGGCCGGCGGGUGCUGCUGGUGGCAGGAUACUGCCUGAUGACCUGCUGGGGGAUCAUCUUCACAGUGGCCCUGUGCCUGCAGAGCUCCUUCCCCUGGAUGCCCUACCUGGCCAUGUCCUGCAUCUAUGCCUUCAUCCUCAGCUUUGGCAUUGGCCCUGCUGGAGUGACAGGGAUCCUGGCCACGGAGCUGUUUGACCAGAUGGCCCGGCCUGCUGCCUACAUGGUCUGCGGGGCGCUCAUGUGGACCAUGCUCUUCUUGGUUGGGCUGGGGUUCCCCUUCCUCAUGGAGGGAUUGUCCUACUUCCUCUAUGUGCCUUUCCUCGUUGUCUGCGUCUGUGGGGCCAUCUACAGUGGCUUCUUCCUCCCUGAAACCAAAGGCAAGACCUUCCUGGAGAUCUCCGAAGAAUUGCACAGACUCAACUUCCCCAAGCGGAGCCAGGGCCCCACGUGGAGGGGCCAUAAGGUCAUCCAGUCCACAGAGCUGUAGCCCCACACUUGUGGCUGGGGCCCAGAUCCAGCUGCUGCUCUGCCCUUUGCUUCCUCUCAUUUACGAGCUCCUGUAUUCAUUCAUUUAAUGAGUGUUCAUUAAAUGAGCACCUACUCUGUGCAGGCAUAGUGCCAGGUGCCUAGCAACAGUGGUGAGUGAGAGAGAUGGGAUUCAGAACCUCUUAAUGUUCCCCAUCUAGAGGCAGUGAACGAACAGGAAACCAAUAAAAACAUAACUACAAACUCAGGGAAAUGCAGUGAAAGAAACAUACAGGUUGUGAAGGGUGUGCAUACCCUGGGGGUGGGGGUGGGGCUGACCUAGUUUGAGAGGGUCAUGGUCAGAAAAGAAUUUUCUGAGGAAUUGGUUUUUAAAAAAUGAACUUUAUUGGCCUUGGCCGGGUAGCUCAGUUGGU
Messenger RNA from Miniopterus natalensis, 2091 nucleotides. The record is from RefSeq and is a predicted model, not a curated record. Lineage: Eukaryota; Metazoa; Chordata; Mammalia; Chiroptera; Miniopteridae.